AUGUGGAAUAAUUUUAUCAAACGUUAUGUUUCUACAGCAAGUUAUGAGGUAACUUUUCUACGUUUUAUACAGUCAUUUAAAUUUUCUAAUAUUUAAUUAUGGAGCAAAAAUUUAAUAAUACUCUUGACGAUGAUAAUUCAUAUAAGGUAUAAUAUAAAUUAUUAUUUGAUUUAUACCAAAUAAAUUAAAUAAGAAUAAAGAAUGUUAUUUAUGUAAAGGAUGUUGAUAUGUAUGUUUAUCAAAAUUAUUUCUUCUAAAAAUAUUUGUUUAUAGGCUGCUAUAAAAGCAUUACAUAGUUUACAAAGCAAUAGUAGUUACUUAAAAUUGGCAGUAAAAAAUAAUUCAAAGAAUGAUUUUUGCAAAUUGUUUGAUACAAAACAAUAUUUACUCAGAUCUGGUAUUACACUUGAAAAGUUAGAUACUUUGUCAGUUAUACAUGUAGCAGGUACGAAAGGAAAAGGUUCUACUUGUGCAUAUACAGAAGCUAUUCUACGUAAACAUGGUUUUAAAACAGGAUUUUUUAGUUCUCCACAUUUAGUUAAUGUAAGAGAACGUAUAAGAAUAAACGGACAACCAAUAAGCAAAAUGCAUUUUACUCAGAAUUUUUGGAAAAUAUACAAAAAACUAGAAAAUACAAAAGAAUGUGAAUCUGAUAUGCCCUCAUAUUUCAAAUUUUUAACAAUUCUUAUGUUUCAUGUAUUUUUGGAUGAACACGUUGAUAUUGCUAUAAUUGAAGUUGGAAUUGGAGGUUUAUAUGAUUGUACAAAUAUUGUAAGAAAUCCUGUAUGUGUAGGCAUAACUAGUUUAGGGUUAGAUCAUACUUCUUUACUAGGUAAUACACUUGAAGAUAUAGCUUAUCAAAAGUCUGGAAUUUUUAAAUCAGAAACUGUUGCUUUUUCUGUUCCACAAUUAUCUGAAGCAAUGCAUGUAUUGGAGAAAAGAGCAAUUGAAAGAAAUUGUAAAUUACGUAUUAUUCCAUCUUUUGAUGAAUAUAAGUGGGAAAAUCUUUCACCUAUUUUACAAAUAACAAAUGAAGUUCAGCAACAAAAUGCAUCUUUAGCUAUUCAGAUAGCUACUGAAUGGAUACUAUCUAAAACAAAUAAAGUUCCAAACAUUUUACAUAAUUCUGUAAAUAAUGUAGUUUGUAAAUACGAAGAAAAUAUUGAAGUAACUGUAUCUAUGGAUAAGAUUGCAACAGGUUUAGUUUCUUGUAAGUGGCCAGGUCGAAUGCAAAUUUUGAGAAGUAGUGUUGGUGACUUUUUUUUAGAUGGUGCGCAUACUAUUGAAAGUAUUGAAUGCUGUAUUUCAUGGUUUAACGACAUGAGCAAUAAAGGAAAAAAACUUCUAAUUUUUAAUACAUCUAGUGCACGAGAUUCAAUUAAAUUAUUAAGACCAUUAAGAUCUUUAGAUUUUUAUAAAGCAUAUUUCGUACCAAAUAUUGCGGGAAUUAAAAAUUUAGAUGAUGAAAUGAAUAGCUCAUUAAUAGAUGAACAAAAAAUAAAAUGUGAAAUGAACUCUAAAAUAUGGGGAAUGAAUUCGAUAGUUCUGAAUAAUGUUCUUGAAGUUUUAGAAGAUAUAAAAAAGAAUUUGGAACAAAAAGAUGAUUGUGAAAGGAAUCAAAUACUUGUUACAGGAUCUUUACAUUUAAUAGGUGCAGUUCUUGCUAUUAUAGAUCCAAAUUUAACAAUGAAAACGCAAUUUUGA
Molecule: messenger RNA, 1704 nt
Organism: Heterotrigona itama
Lineage: Eukaryota; Metazoa; Arthropoda; Insecta; Hymenoptera; Apidae
Source: the annotation of a GenBank genome assembly